AUGGCCACCUUUACACGGCAAGAGUUUUACCAGCAGCUGUUGAGCAGUUGUGUAUUGCCGACUGCUCAGCAGGGUUUUGAACAGGUUUGGACUCUGCUGCUCUUGUGUCUAGCUUGCCGUCUCCUAUGGAGGUUAUCUCUGCCAUCCUAUGCUAAGCACCUGAGCACGGUCGCUAGUGGCUUCUAUGCCCUCUAUCACUUUUUUCAGCUGCAGAUGGUGUGGGUUGUGCUCCUCAGCCUCUUGUGCUACCUGGUUUUAUUCCUGUGCCGCCACUCAACCCAGCGUGGAGUUCUGCUCUCCAUCACCAUCCUCAUCUAUUUGCUUAUGGGAGAGAUGCAUAUGGUAGACACUGUGAGUUGGCAUAAGAUGAGAGGUGCCCAGAUGAUUGUGGCAAUGAAGGCUGUGUCAUUGGGCUUUGAUCUGGACCGGGGCGAGGUACCAACCAUUCCAUCCCCAGUUGAGUUCAUGGGAUAUAUCUAUUUUGUUGGAACAGUUAUUUUUGGACCCUGGUUCCGCUUUCACACCUAUCUGCAGGCUGUAGAGAGCAGGAAAAUAACUUUCUCCUGGUUUCAGAAGGUCUUUCUGAGCUUCUUCCUCUGCCUUGUGUGCCUCAUCAUGUCCACCUGCAUAGCUCCCUAUCUCUUCUCAUACUUCAUACCCCUCUACAGCUACAAGCAACUCAGGAAGAAGCGCAGAAGCAGAAGUACCUUAAUGAGGUGGCUCAGGGCUUACGAGAGUGCCAGUUCCUUCCAUUUCAGCAAUUACUUUGUGGGCUUUCUGUCUGAGACCACAGCCACCCUGGCAGGAUCAGGUUUUAGAGAGGAAAAGGAGAAUCUGAAAUGGGACCUGACAGUGUCUCGUCCUCUGAGGGUGGAGUUGCCACGUUCUAUGGUGGAGGUGGUAACCAGCUGGAAUCAGCCCAUGUCACAAUGGCUAAACUCCUAUGUCUUUAAGAACUCCCUGAAACUGGGGAUCUUCUCAGCCAUCAUUGUAACCUACGCAGCUAGUGCCCUCUUACACGGACUGAGCUUCCAUUUGGCUGCUGUGCUGUUGUCACUCGGCUUUAUCACUUACAUCGAACACGUUCUCAGAAAGAGGUUGUCUGUCAUCUUUGAUGCCUGUAUACUCUCCAAGAAGUGUCAGCCAGGAUGCUCACAUCGCCACAGUACGAAUCUCUGGGUUCGUCUCCUCAACCUGCUCUUUGGGGCUCUUGCUGUCUUCCACUUGGCCUACUUAGGCUCAUUAUUUGAUAUGGAUGCUGAUGACUCUGUGGAAGAACAGGGCUAUGGCAUGUCUUAUACCAUCAACAAAUGGUCUGAGCUGAGCUGGGCCAGCCACUGGAUGACCUUCGGGUGCUGGGUCUUCUAUCGUCUCAUCAGCUGA
Molecule: messenger RNA, 1383 nt
Organism: Protobothrops mucrosquamatus (brown spotted pit viper)
Lineage: Eukaryota; Metazoa; Chordata; Lepidosauria; Squamata; Viperidae
Gene: PORCN
Product: porcupine O-acyltransferase
Exons: 14
Coding region: 1-1383 (460 amino acids)
Biological process (GO): canonical Wnt signaling pathway; lipid modification; Wnt protein secretion
Cellular component (GO): endoplasmic reticulum; membrane
Molecular function (GO): palmitoleoyltransferase activity; Wnt-protein binding
Source: RefSeq, a predicted model, not a curated record